This is a messenger RNA of Penaeus monodon (black tiger shrimp), 438 nucleotides long. RefSeq lists its product as uncharacterized. Bases 62 to 415 code for a protein of 117 amino acids. The record is from RefSeq and is a predicted model, not a curated record. The transcript has a single exon. NCBI's taxonomy places the organism in Eukaryota, Metazoa, Arthropoda, Malacostraca, Decapoda, Penaeidae.
CCCCGCCCGCGACUGAUAAGCCGCCCAUGCCGAGGGCCCCCGGCUCUCCAUCGGGCAGGGAAUGUUCAACCUGCUAGUUAGGAGGUUCAGCUCAGCUGGAUCAGAGGACGCGGCUCCCGCAGAUCAAGGCACCAAGUCCCAGGAAGAUGAAGUCAGUAAAUCUCCCAGAGGUUCAAUAACAAAUAUAAAUGUUCGCAAACUAUCAAGAGGUUCUGCUGUGGACCAAGAAGUGUCACCAAGGAGUUCUAUUGGGGCACAGGUCAGUAAAUCAUCGAGAGGUUCUUUUGCUGACCAAGAGGUUUCAAGGUCACCAAGAGGUUCCAUUGGUGAACAGGUCAGCAAGUCACCAAGAGGUUCUUUCGUGGACCAAGAGGCUUCUAGAUCACCAAGAGGUUCAGUAGAAAGAGAUGGAUAGAUCACCAGAUUCUGUUCUAGACC